Molecule: messenger RNA, 2502 nt
Organism: Otolemur garnettii (small-eared galago)
Lineage: Eukaryota; Metazoa; Chordata; Mammalia; Primates; Galagidae
Gene: PROM2
Product: prominin 2
Exons: 23
Coding region: 1-2502 (833 amino acids)
Cellular component (GO): cell surface; prominosome; microvillus
Molecular function (GO): cholesterol binding
Source: RefSeq, a predicted model, not a curated record
AUGAGGCACAUACCUGGCCUCCUGGUGCCCCUGCUGGGCCUGGGCCUGGCCUUGACUCUGCCCAGGGCAGCAGCUGCAGACUGCGGGCUGGUCGGCCAGGCUAAGCACCUGGUGUUCUCCAAUGUGGCCAGAGCCCGGUGGCUGGCCCCUCGUGUCCGCACACCAGGGCCCCUGGACUCCCUGUAUGGCACCGUGCGCAGCUUCCUCUCUGUCGUGCAACCCAACCCCUUCCCUUCAGAGUUGGUGAAGGCCCUGCUGAAUGAGCCAGCCUCUGUGAAGGUGGAUGAGGUUGUGCGGUACGAGGCGGGCUAUGUGGUGUGUGCUGUGAUCGCGGGCUUUUACCUCCUGGCAGUGCCCAUCGCUGGGCUCUGUUUCUGUUGUUGUCGCUGCCACCGGCGCUGUGGGGGCCGCCUGAAGAUGGAGCACAAGGCGAUGGCCUGUGAGCGCAACACCCUCAUGGCCUUCCUGCUGCUGAUCACCCUCGUGCUGCUGAUUGGCGUUGUCUGUGCCUUUGUCACCAACCAGCACGUGCACAAGCAGAUCGGCCCCAGUGUCGAGGCUAUGCCUGAGACCCUGCUCAGCCUCCGGGGCCUGGUCUCUGAUGUCCCCCAGGAGCUGCAGGCAGUGGCGCAGCAGUUCUCCCUACCUCAGAAGCAAGUCUUACAGGAUCUGGAUGACUUCGGCAUGUACACUGGCAGCAUGAUCCACACUGAGCUUGGGAGCACUGUGUACCCAUUGCUGGCCUCAGUGCACAGCCUGGGCCAGGCCCUGCAGGCCUCUGUGGACAACCUCCAGGCUCUGAAUUCCUUCACUGUGGAGCUGCGGGCAGCACAGCAGGACCUGGAGCCAGCAGUCCGGGAGCACCGGGAACGCCUCCGCACCCUGCUGCAGAAGCCGGAGUGCCAGGGGGACUGUGAGGGGGUCCUGAUUCGGGCCCAAGCCCUGGAGCUGGGUGCUGAUUUCAACCAGGUACCCUCAGUGGACAGUGUCCUCCAUCGGCUGAAAGGUGUCCCAGAGGCCAACUUCUCUAGGAUGGUUGAGGAGGAGAAUAGCACCUUCAAUGCCCUCCCAACCCUGGCUACCAUAGAGACAGCCAACAUGAUCACAGAGCUGAAGAAGGCAGUGGCUCAGCAGCCUAAAGGGCUGAGGACACUGGUUGAAGCCUUCCCGGGCUCAGAGGCAACUUCCCGGUGGAGCCAGACACUGGAGGAGCUGGAGCAGAACAGCCGCCCCUACCUGCAGGAGGUGCAGAGAUAUGAGACAUACAGGUGGAUUGUGGGCUGCGUGCUGUGCUCCAUAGUUCUUCUUGUGGUGGUCUGUAACCUGCUGGGUCUCAACCUGGGCAUCUGGGGGCUAUCUGCCAGGGAAGACCCCAGCCACUCAGAAGCCAAGGGCGAGGCUGGAGCUCGCUUCCUCAUGGCAGGCGUGGGCUUCAGCUUCCUCUUUGCUGCCCCACUCAUCCUCCUUGUCUUUGCCACCUUUCUGGUGGGUGGCAACAUGCAGACGCUGGUGUGCCAGAGCUGGGAGAGUGGAGAACUCUAUGAGUUUGCAGAUGCCCCAGGGAACUUGCCCCCAUCAAUGAAUCUGUCCUACCUUCUUGGUCUGAAGAAAAACAUCAGCAUCCACCUGGCCUACCAGCAGUGCAAGGAAGGGGCUGCGCUCUGGAGAGUCCUGCAGCUCAAUGACUCCUAUGACCUGGAGAAGCACCUGGAUAUCAGCCACUACUCCCAAAAGCUGCAGCAGAAGAUGCAGAACCUUAAAGUGGACAUGGACAACUUGGAUCUGCUGAGCCCAGCUGCCCACCGGGACCUGGAGGCUCUGCACAACAGCGGGAUUGAGAGGAUCCGCUACUCCGAUUUUCUGGUCCAGGUCCAGAAGCCAGUGGUGAAGACCAACAUGGAGGAGCUGGCUCAGGACCUGGAAGGGCUGGCCCAAGUGAGCAGGGACAACCCUGUGCUGAAGCAGCAGCUGCAAGAGGAGGCCUUCAAGCUCAGAAGCCUCUACCAAGAGAAGGUCGCCCCCCAGCAGAGCCUGGUGGCAAAGCUCAAACCCAGAGUCCUGGCCUUGGAGUCCUCUGCCCCAACUCUUCAGCUGGAGAUCGUAGAAGUCCUAGGCAAUAUCUCUUACCUAAAAGGAGAGCUGCCUGCCUGGGCCACCCGGAUCCUGAGGAAUGUGAGUGAGUGUUUCCUGACCCGGGAGAUGGGCUACUUCUCCCAGUAUGUGGCCUGGGUGAGAGAGGAGGUCACUCAGCACAUCGCCACCUGCCAGCCCCUCUCUGCAGCCUUAAAUAAUGGCCGGGUGAUCCUGUGUGACAUGUUGGCUGACCCCUGGAAUGCUUUCUGGUUCUGCUUGGCAUGGUGCACCUUCUUCCUGAUCCCCAGCAUCAUCUUUGCUGUCAAGACCGCCAAAUACUUUCGUCCCAUCCGGAAACGCCUCAGCUCCACCACCUCUGAGGAGACACAGCUCUUCCACAUCCCCCGGGUCACCUCCCUGAAGCUGUAG